CCCCCAUGGUUCCGCCAACGUCUCGUCGUGUUUAAUCUUAUUAGAGGGACGUGGUUUAUCGCGGUUCUUCUGUCUGCUUGGAGGUGACGGACGCAUGUGACCGUGGAAUUCCGUUCCUCGUGCGCGAUUAGGUUGGGACGUCGUGAUCUUCAUGCGGCCGCCGUACAAACCCGUGAUCUUAAUUGAUGGAUCCAUUGGAAAUGCAGCACGACUCGAAGAAAUCCAAUAAGCCCAAAUAUUCUAAGUUCACGCAGCAGGAGCUUCCAGCAUGCAAACCACUGCUAACUCCAGCAAUUGUCAUUUCUACCUUCUUACUGGUUGGCAUCCUAUUUGUCCCAAUUGGUCUCGCAUCGCUUUCUGCAUCACAAGAGAUUGUGGAGCUGGUACAUAGAUAUGAUACAAGUUGUGUGCCCUCGGCUGAUAAAGUUGGGUUCAUUCAGGACACUAAAACGGACAAAUCAUGCACUAGAACUCUAACUGUACCUAAGCAUAUGAAGAGCCCAAUUCAAAUAUAUUACCAGAUCGGUGACUUCUAUCAAAACCAUCGACGGUACGUGAAAAGUCGUAGUGAUAAACAAUUGCUGUAUAAAGAUGCUGCACACUUGACAAAAGAUUGUGAGCCUGAAGUUUAUGGUGCUGAUGGUGCUCCAAUCGUUCCAUGUGGCCUCAUUGCUUGGAGUUUGUUCAAUGAUACAUAUACAAUUUCGGUCAACAAGAAAGCUAUUGAAGUGAAUAAAAAGGAUAUAGCUUGGCAGAGUGACAAGAACAAAAAAUUUGGCAGUGAUGUUUAUCCCAGAAACUUUCAGAACGGAAAUCUUAUAGGUGGUGCUAAGCUAAAUGAGAGCAUACCGUUAAGUGAGCAAGAAGAUCUCAUUGUUUGGAUGAGAACUGCUGCCCUCCCAACUUUCAGAAAGCUCUAUGGAAGAAUUGAGACAGAUAUUAUGGAAAAUGAUCAACUCACAGUGGUUAUACAGAACAACUAUAACACAUACAGUUUUGGAGGGUCAAAAGCACUGGUCCUUUCAACUACAUCUUGGAUUGGAGGCAAAAAUAAUUUUAUUGGUGUCGCAUAUCUGAGUGUUGGUGGUUUUUGCCUUUUCCUUGCACUGCUUUUUUUAGUUCUCUACAUGAUUAAGCCCAGGACUCUUGGUGACCCCUCAUUCUUGUCAUGGAAUAGGUGUACCCUGGACUAUCCAAACUAAUACGUCGGAACCUUCUCUUUAUAGAAAUAGAAGAGCAAUCUAAUGGGCAGGAUUAUAGGCUCCAUGGGUGUGGAUAUGCUCCUAGCGCACAUUUCAGGGCCAAUCUCUGUGACCCCUUCUUCCUGUGUAAUUAUAGUUCCACUGAUCAACAACCUUGUUCUAGAGACGUCAUGAAUUAAUUAAGUGAAAGGAAAAGGUAGCGUAAAGAUAACACAGCUCAUGCCUUUGCAAGAUUCCUGAAGUAAAUUGUUGUGUAGUUCCCUGUUGGGAAGAAAACUUCUAUGAGGUCUCCAAGAACCAACUGAGGCUGUGAGAUAGCUCCGUCGUACCAAUCUUAAAGGGGGAAAAAAGUAAAUGUCUAUGACCCCAUUUCUUUGAGAUGGAAAAAUCCAUUAGAUCAUUACAUAGGUAAAAGGUAUGAUACUGGAUUUUUAGCAGUAGGAUUGCUUCUAUUACCAAGUGUCCCAGAAGCUCCUAUCCUUUUGUCUAAUCUCCAUAUGCUGCGGUUUGAUACAAAACUAUAGCAGGAGUCUUGGCUAACAUUAAUGUUCUCCAAAAAAGUUGCUAGUUUGUACUCUGCAGGCUCCAAAGCAUAUGUCUGAUCAAUGACCACGUCCACUGUCUGGAAUAUUCGUGAACCAAGCUUAGUUAACUCUGUUACUGAGUGCGGAGUCACUGAAAAAUGUGUCAAGUAAUAGAGCAUUUGAUGUUUUGCAGGAAAUUUUUAUUUGAUGCAACCAGUCAAGUUAUAAAUGUUAAUUGUGUCAGGAUUAAUCCCUUUUCUGACCAAAAGAAAAUGUGUCUUUUGUACACAACAUGCAACAGUGAGCUCGUCAACUAUUAGCAUUACAGGGUUGUAAUAUUAGAUUCUGAAUGGUUGAUACUCACACAAAGAAUAGCAUGGAAGUUGUCCAUAUCCUCUGGGUCUGAACUAUUAAAUCUCUUAUUUGUAAUAGUUGCAUCAACAGUUUCUGCUCCUGCAUCUGUGACAUACUGUUCAUGAAUCCAAACAUGAACAUCAGUGGUCCACUUGUUUUUUGUUUAUUUGAGUACUACUCUUUAAGGACCUUACCUGUAAGGUGUAACUUUCUUUAACAAAUGUCCACAUUCCCUACAACAGUAGAUGGAGAACGCUUUAAAAAGUUGCUUUGGAUGAGAAAGUUACAAUUUUACUGGUUUGCAGUUGCAUACCUGUGUGAAUUCAAUCCACGCUACUAUAGGCUUGAACCUUGUGCUAAGGUUUGCAGCUGCUUUGCUUAAGCACAGGUAGUUUGUCUUUAUCUGCAAUGACGUACUAGAGAAAUGAGACAAAUAGUUUGCUAAGUGUGGUUUUAUGGCACUGUCCAAUGCCAUACUUUAUUACUUAUUCAUAUAUCAAUUCAAAUAAAGAUACAUUUAGUGGUCUUAACUGCAUCAUAGACAGUAUUAGCCCUGCCUUCAGAGUUUGUGAAAGUUCCCAAGUACUUGAUCCACUCAGCCCUCUGGAGAGAACCAUUGAAUAGAUAGUAUAUAAGUUUUAGGUUGUACAUAACUAGACAAGUUCCAGAUUGAACUCAGGUUCCUUUUAUUGCUUUACCUGCAAUGGUGCAUCUUCUUCUAAGGGUACAUAUGCUGCGAAGUUGCAACCUCUAUCUUCAUCUGUAUCGCUUAUGAAAUGUGCAGUAAACUGCGAGAGUGUCUGUGCAUCAGUUCUAUUCACAAGCUGGGCAUUUCCACUUGUAUAUGAUUGGAGCACACACUGAGAAGCAACUUGGUUUGAUGUUAUUCCUUUCAAGCUUUCUAUCACUCCAAGCAGCUGCAUAUAUGUCAAAUGUACUUAUGAGGUCAAUAAUAAUUUAUAAGCUUAAAGCAUUCACGUCUGCUAGUUUCUCUUGGCUUUUCUGUUUCUUCUGCUGCUAUUGUUUCAUUGUGUAUGCAUGCUACUAUACUAGUUAUUAGUGACAGCUAACUACAAUUUUCUUAGCCUUAAGUUCGGAGUAGAUGUGGAAUGGAAUAGUUCAGAUAUGUGUCUGAGUUUUUUUUCCCUUGCAGGAGGAGGAACCAUUGCCCAUUGGACUAUGCUGCAGAGUUUCAGUUUGUGUCCUGCAUUGCUCACCUCAAAGAAUGACACUGCAGACAAAGGUGGAAACAAUAUUACUCCGAUCAGUUAUGGAUGUAUGUACAUACGAGAAAAAAAAAGGGUCAAAAGUACUUGGGCACUUGGCAACAAAAUGGAGUGGUCAUGAAUUAUCUAUUUCAUUGAGGAAAGAUUCUCUUGUACUGAUAAGUAUAUUUUACCUUGCGCUGACGAACUGAUAAUGACAAGUGAAUGGGUUCGGAUGUGAAAAGUUCAGAAAUGUUAUUGCUAAGUUUAUUUGGAAGUUUGUAUAACUUACUACA
Sorghum bicolor (sorghum) is the source of this 3581-nucleotide messenger RNA. RefSeq names its product ALA-interacting subunit 1-like. The coding region runs from base 186 to 1202 and encodes 338 amino acids. The transcript is spliced from 10 exons. Gene Ontology annotation, cellular component: plasma membrane; Golgi apparatus; endoplasmic reticulum. NCBI's taxonomy places the organism in Eukaryota, Viridiplantae, Streptophyta, Magnoliopsida, Poales, Poaceae. The record is from RefSeq and is a predicted model, not a curated record.